This is a messenger RNA of Saccostrea echinata, 2594 nucleotides long. Its product is annotated as arginine/serine-rich protein PNISR-like. NCBI's taxonomy places the organism in Eukaryota, Metazoa, Mollusca, Bivalvia, Ostreida, Ostreidae. The record is from RefSeq and is a predicted model, not a curated record. Gene Ontology annotation, molecular function: RNA binding. The transcript has 13 exons. Bases 116 to 2509 code for a protein of 797 amino acids. Gene Ontology annotation, cellular component: nuclear speck; presynaptic active zone.
CGACUGAAAAAGGUUAAACUAAAGCAAACGUUCGUUACGUUGUAGCAUGCGAACUUUCAUGCGAAAAAUCUUUGGACAAUUUUAAUGGUUUUUGGAUAGGAAUUGGGUUUUCAAAAUGUGGGCCAAUCCAUGGGGCAGUGGGCCCAUCCAGCAGGCAGCAUUUCAAGGGAUGCCCAUUGAUCAAGUUGAUUGGGCUGCACUUGCAAAGCAGUGGAUUCAACAGAGAGAAAAUGUAGCAGAGCCACCACCCUCCAUGUCGAUGAGUGCGGCUCCCCCACCUCCACCUCCCCCAGCCAAUGGGGGCACCGGAGGGGAUGAUAUGGACAUUGAAGGAGACAAUGAGAAUAAUUCUCAAGACUCUAACUCCUACGGUAAUAUGCCAGUUUAUCAGAGUCAAGAUUACAACCAGCAAGGAUGGGGAUGGACAGGGCUUCCCAACUGGAACAUGAAUAUGGCAACAGGGUGGGGGGUGAAUAUGGGGGAAGGCAAGAAUCCACAGAGUUUUGACUAUUCCCACCAGGGAAAUUUCCCACCAGCCUUUGAUUACAAUCAUGGAGGAGAUCAGUAUAAUUACCAAGGUGGUGGUGAUAAUUACAAUCAGUUCUGGGAGGGAGAUGAAGACUCCCAACACAGCAGAUCCUUCAGAAGCAACCACCAAGGAGGUCGGUACCCCACUCCCCCAGGGACCGACGAGGACAGCAGUGGAUUGGAUGCUGCUAAAAGGAAAACUCUUCCAGCAUGGAUAAGAGAAGGGUUAGAGAAAAUGGAGAGAGAAAAACAGAAGAAAAUGGAGAAAGAAAGAUUAGAAAGAGAGAAAGAGGAAGCUGAUAAACAGCGAGAGGAAAUAGAGAAGGAAGUAAUGGAAGACACGAAUGACGGACAGCCACACAUCCCAAAAAAGAGCAGAUUUGAUUCGGAUGAUGAAGGGGAUAGAGGAUCUGUAUCGCCAGCUCCUGUCAAGGACAGGUCAAGGUCACCAGAACAGGUAAAAAAGAGAAGCCCUUCCCCGCAGGCAUUUAAAUCUGAGGAAGAGAAACAGAUGGAGUUUAUGAUGAAAGUGAGAAAAAUGCUGACAGAAAUACUUUUGGAUGUGACCAACACGGAAAUUGAAAGUGUUUGCAAAGAAGUGGUCCGCAAAGAGAAAUCUAAAGCUGCCAAAGCUCCAGCAAAGCAGCUCACCAAGUCUACUGCUUUAGCAUCUUUGACUGGCUUGGGACUGGCAGGAUAUGGCAGUGACAGUGAUGAGGAGGAGGAGGAAGAAGAAGAGGAGCCAGACUCAGACGAGGAUCUCGAGGAGCGGAUCCGACAAAAGAAGGAGGCAUUUGAACGCAAAAUUAAAGAGCAGGGCAUUUAUGAUGAAGACGAAUUAGAGCCAGAAGCACCAAAAAUCUUUAAAGACCCAAUUUCGGACAAGCACAGCUACCCUUUUCAAAACAAAUAUAAUGGAAUUCCUGGACUAGAUGUGAAAUCCGAAGCUGAACACAGCACUGAAACCAAAAAUCAGUCAAAAGAUUCAAAAGUAAAGGUUGAGCGUUCAAAAGAUAAAGCUAAGAGAGUUAAGAAAAGUAGGACUUCCUCUAGUAGUAGUUCUAGUUCCACUGGGAGUUCAAGUGAUUCUGAUUCUGACAGUUCUAAUAGUUCCUCUAGUUCUUCCAGUUCUUCAAGUGACUCUGACAGUUCUGUCAGUGAGAAAAGAAAGAAAAGUAGGAAAAAGAAAAAGGGGUCUGGGGGUUCUUCAUCUAAAGUGUCAGAAAAGGGUAAGAGUCGGGAUAAGAGUAGCAGUAAGUCAGAAAAACAUAAAGACCGAGAAUCUGACUAUGUAAAGGAAAAGGAGAGGAGGAGAAGUAAGGGGGAGGAGUUAGACAGAAGUUAUAGUAGGGAUUAUGAUAGGCAGAGUAGCAGAGAAGACAAGAGUAAAAAGAGGAGAGAUUCACGCAAAGAUAGUUCUCGAGUGUCUCGUGACAGAAGUGAUAGUAGGGAUCGUGAUUCUGAAAAAAAGAAGUCAAAGAGAAGUAGAAGCAGGUCAAGGUCAAGAGAGAGGUAUAGAAAUAGGUCAAGGGAUAGAGGGAAGCAUGAUAGGAGCACUAGUAGGGAAAGGGAAAAGAGACGUAGAAGUAGGUCAAGGGAAAGGAGGAGGAGCAGAAGUAGGUCAAGGGAAAGGAGGAAUAGUAGAAGUAGGUCAAGGGAUAGGAGGAGGAGUAGAAGUAGGUCAAGGGGAAGGGAUAGUCGUAGGCGUAGUGACAAAUACCAGGAUGAUGAAAAGGAAACAUCACGUCGCUCUUUGGACUCUAAAAAUAGCAAAUCCAAGUCCAAGAAAAGGAGAAGGUCAAGGUCACAUUCAGACAGUGAGGAUCGAUUAAAGAGCAAGCACAAAAAGUCAGGAAAGAAUCGCUCAAGGAGUCCCUCUGAAGAAACCAGAUCCAGCAGUCACAAAAAGUCUGGUGGCGGUAAGAAGUCGAGACACAGGUCUAACUCCAGCUCAAGGUCCCGAUCCCCUAAACGGAAGUAAAGAGAAUAAUGAAUUCAUCCAGUUGCAGUUUCUUCAUCACAUGAUUCUUGUUAUGCAUUUUACAGAAUAGAUUUUUUUGACUUUG